UACUGGCCAUUUUCUUCCUCAGAUUUAUAUAACUGGAAGAAUAAUAACCCACCCUUUUCUGAAGACCCCUCCUGCCUAACUGGACUCCUAGAGUCCGUCAUGUUUUCCCACCAGCCUACGUUGGACUAUUGCCAGCAACUUCUGGAGGUCCUUUUCACCACAGAAGAAAGGGAAUGCAUCCUCCUGGAAGCUAGGAAGUUGGUCCCUGGACCGGACGGGCGGCCAACUCAGCUCCCCAAUCUCAUUGAUGAGCACUUUCCCCUGCGGCGCCCAACGUGGAAUCUGAAUACUCCGGAAGGUAGGGAGCAUCUGUCCCUCUAUCGCCAGACUCUAAUGGCAGGUCUUCGUGCAGUGGCCAGAAGGCCCACUAAUUCGGCUAAGGUAGGCGAGGUUCUUCAAGGGCCUGAAGAGACCCCCUCUGCCUUUCUUGAGAGACUCAUGGAAGCAUAUAGAAGGUAUACACCCUUUGACCCACAGUCAGAGGAAUUGAGGGGAGCAGUGAGCAUGGCCUUUAUAGGGCAGUCUGCCACAGAUAUAUGGCAGAAGUUGCAAAGAUUAGAUGGGUUACAAGGGCUGAGCCUGAGGGACCUGGUUAAAGAGGCAGAAAAAGUCUAUUAUAAGCGGGAGACCGCGGAAGAAAAAGAGGCUUGGUUAGAAAAACAAAGAGAGGAAAAAGAAAAAGAGCAGCGAAAACGCCAAAAUCGGGAUCUAACACGGAUUCUUGCAGCCGCGGUAAGAGAUGGGCCGGGGCCACGGGGGCGAGGAGGAGGAGGUCGGGGAGCCCAUCCUCCUUUGGGACCAAAUCAAUGCACCUACUGCAAAGAGGAAGGUCAUUGGAUCAGAGAAUGCCCGAAGAAGCAGAAAGGGCAGGGCCGGCAGGUCCUCGCCCUUGGGGACUGAGGGAGUCAGGGUUCGGACCCCCUCCCUGAACUCCGGGUAAUGUUUGAAGUGGAGGGGAACCCAGUGGACUUUGAGGUGGACACGGGGGCAGUCUAUUCAGCCAUCAAGCAUCCACUAGGCCCUCUGUCUACCCGAAAGUCACUGGUCCAAGGAGCAAAUGGAAGCAGAGAGAGACCCUGGACCACCCAGAGAACAGUUAACUUGGGAAAAGGUACUGUGCAACAUUCUUUUCUGGUCUUACCUGACUGUCCGGCACCCCUAUUAGGCAGAGACCUCCUGACAAAACUGGGAGCUCAGAUC
Molecule: messenger RNA, 1200 nt
Organism: Onychomys torridus (southern grasshopper mouse)
Lineage: Eukaryota; Metazoa; Chordata; Mammalia; Rodentia; Cricetidae
Exons: 1
Biological process (GO): proteolysis; virion assembly
Molecular function (GO): aspartic-type endopeptidase activity; nucleic acid binding; zinc ion binding
Source: RefSeq, a predicted model, not a curated record